This is a messenger RNA of Melozone crissalis (California towhee), 1770 nucleotides long. RefSeq lists its product as uncharacterized. The record is from RefSeq and is a predicted model, not a curated record. Gene Ontology annotation, cellular component: membrane. Gene Ontology annotation, molecular function: G protein-coupled receptor activity. Lineage: Eukaryota; Metazoa; Chordata; Aves; Passeriformes; Passerellidae. Gene Ontology annotation, biological process: G protein-coupled receptor signaling pathway. The coding region runs from base 1 to 1770 and encodes 589 amino acids. The transcript has 4 exons.
AUGAACAACUCAGCCAGGGAAUUUCUCCGAAGGCAAAUGCAGGAGGAUCAUGAUCCUCCAAUACUGAAAACCUGCAACCUUGGCAUCUUUGACCUGGCUUUCACUGACUUCCUCUUCCUCUUCUUUGCACUCCCCUCCGCCCUCCUCUUCCUGGUGGAGGAUGUGUCCUGCCCUCCUAUCCUGCCCUUGAUGUACCUGGACAUCCUUUUCCAGCUCUCAGUGGUCUCCACCUACAGGGUGCUCUGGAUGAUGCAGAACACCUUUAUGUGGUACAAGCUCUGCUGGCUCUGCUGCUGCUGGAAGCCUUCUCUGCGCCUGGUGUGGCUGGUGCUUAGUUUCCAAUUCUGUGCCUUCUUCGCUCUGUUUGUUGUCAUUCCCACAGUGACAUUCCUGUGCCCAUCACAAGAGCAGCAGCACUGCCGGGCAGCUCUCAUCUCCAUGUACACCCUCAUCCUUCUCCUCGUCGUUGCACCCGUGUUCAUUUCCAGCACAGUCAGCUUCAUUAACGCCAGGCAGAGCUCCCAGCAGCAGCAACCCAAGAGGUACGCCAUCAUUAUCUUCCUCAUUGUGCUCCUCAAUCUCCUCCUCAAUCUGUGUGAUUUCCUGCAGCAGCUCGGUUACAGCACUGUGUCCUCACAAGUUGUUUUCCUGCUCACUUGCAUCCACAGCAGCAUCAAACCCUUCAUCUAUUUCUUGAACAGGGUCUUUGAGGAGGCAGAAGAAAACAGGGUCUUUGAGGUGGCUGAAGAACACAUCGCCCACAGCGAUGAGUCCAUCAUGGACUCAGCGGUCGGGGCACUUCUCGCGAUCCGCCCUAGUGAAUCGCGUCCACCCUUGGAGGUGACCACCGUGUCCCCAUCUCCUGCCUCACCCACUGAAGGAGAUGAUCUCUGUGAGACAGAUGUCACCAGUGUGGCCACCCACAGUGUGACCCUGGUCAUCUGCCUCUGUGGGCUGGCUGGGAAUGGGGCUGUGCUCUGGCUCCUUGGGUCCCACUUUUUGUCCAGGAACAACACCAUCCUUUACAUUCUGAUGCUGACUUUUUUGGACUUCCUCCUCCUCCUCUUUGUGUUGCCCUCCACUCUGCUCUUCCUGCUGGAGAAUGUGUCCUGCUCUAGCAUCAUGCCCUUGCAGUACGUGGGGUUGCUUUUCAGGAUCUCAGCAGUGUCACACAGCGUGUGGUUGUGCACACUGACAUUCAUCAGCAUCAAGAGGUGCAGGUCCACCCACUGCCCGCUCUGGCACUGCUGCCACCAUCCCCAGCAGCUGUUGAAGGUGAUCCAUGCCAUGCUCGGGGCCUUCUUCAUCACUUUCAUCAUUGUCAUUGCCAUAAUAUUUUCUCCAUGCAUUGUCUUGUUAUCUGAGCAUUGCUGGGUUUCUUACAUCUCCAUGCACGCCUUCAACCUCCUCCUCUGUGCUCCCUUCAUCCUCAUUUCCAGCAAAAUUGUCUUCACUCAUUUCAAGCCUGGCUCCCAUCAGCAGCAGCCCAAGAGACUCGAUAUUGUUAUCUGCCUCUUUGUGCUCUUCACUCUGCCCCUCAUCCUCUGCCAUUUCCUGCAGGAACUCAGCUACACCAUUUUGCCCUCCCAGGUUCUUUUCCUGCUCAUCUGCAUCCACAGAAGCAGCAACCCCAUCAUUUGCUUCUUGGUGGGGAGGUGCUGGAGGCCCUGCUCUGUGGAGUCCCUCCUGCUCUCCCUCCAGAGGGUCUUUGAGGAGCCAGAAGAAAACACUGCCCACAGCCAUGAGACCACCAUGUACAGAGAGGCCUGA